AUGAAGAUGUCACCUCUGCUGUGGCGAGUGCUGUCAGUGUGGCUCUGUGUCGCUGUGCUCUCCCGGUACCCUAGUUGCUAUGUUGGUUGCAAAGAGUCGCCCCAAGAGGCCCAGAGGACCAUGUCCCCACAGGACGUCAGUUCGGAGGAAGAGUUGGGGGAGAACACUCCUCAUGAAAAGGUUGAGGAGAGCUGGGUCUUACCUGCCCAGUCCUUGUCUGACAAUGAGCUGCUGUUAGAAGAUAAUCAUCAAAACGAGGAGCAGACAACACAGCACAUGGUCAAAAAAGAACAAGAUUCAGAGGCCUUGGAAGUGCAAGUGUCCAGUAUUGAGGCAGAAAAGGAGGCAGUCAAGGAAAUGUCACAAUCAGAGCAAGAACCUGAGCCAAACUCAGAAAAUCCAAAUCAUGACACCUCUGUUGUUCAAGAGCAUGAUUCACCUGCUCUGCUCCCAUCAUCUGACCCUGUCUCUGGUUUUUCCGCUGAGCUUAAUGACAAUCCCAGCAUCAUCAAGCUUCAAGACAGUGUCACAAAAAGUGUUUUAGAGGAUGAAUCUGAAGAAGCUGCACCUGAUGUUGUUGAAUCUGAGCUGCCUCCUGCUGACUGUGAAGAAGAAGACAAUCCGUAUGACUAUGAUAGCAGUCCUCCGAUUGUUCUGGAGAACACUUCCAAUGUUCACACUGCAGGUACUAAAACCCACACUGACCCUCCUCUGACACCUUCAGUCGGAGACAGCACGCAGCCUCUGGAAGUCAACACAUCACAUGUGGUGAGCGAGCAGGACCUGAGCUCCCCUGUCACCACAGAAACGGAUCCCAGUGUGAACAGCAAGGACCCAGAGGACAUCCCUACUUUUGAUGAGUGGAAGAGAAAGAUGAUGGAGGUGGAGAAAGAGAAGACGCUGUCUACUCACCCCUCUAACAAUGGUGGUUCUCAUACACUGAAGAAGGCCCAGAAGAACUUUAAUAACUAUGCCUCAGUGGAAUGUGGAGCCAAGCUCCUUGGUGCUAACCCAGAAGCUACGAGUACUUCAGGGAUAUUGAAUGAAAACAUGGACUCGUACAUGUUAAACCCCUGUAGUAACAAGAUGUGGUUCAUCUGUGAGCCCAUCCAGGUGAAACAGCUGGACAUUGCAAACUUUGAACUAUUUUCCUCUACUCUCAAAGACUUUCUGGUCUCCAUUAGUAGAUACCCAACAAAUAACUGGUUAAAACUGGGAACCUUUCAACUCAGGAAUGAGCGCACAGUCCAGAGCUUCGUAUUAGAUGUGCAUCCCUAUGCUAAAUAUGUGAAGGUUGAGUUGGUCUCUCACUUUGGCGCUGAACAUUUCUGUCCCCUCAGUCUCAUAAGGGUGUUUGGGACGAGCAUGUUAGAAGAGUACGAGGAGAUAGCUGAACCCUAAGAAAGACCAGAUGAUCAGGAAGAUGACCUGGAUAACCCAUCUGAAUACGCAGACCAGAUAUCCAAGAAUCCAAUCGGAUCAGCAAAAGUUUUCAUUCUGAACAUGGUCAAUAACAUUGCUGUCAAUGUUCUCGGUGGAGGCCCAGAGAUGCAAGUCAAUUUAUCAUCCCAGGAAGUGAACAUGAUUGAGAUGUUUUGGACGAGCAUGGUAGAAGAGUACGAGGAGAUAGCAGAUCCCACAGAAAGACCAGAUGAUCAGGAAGAUGACCUGGCUCCAGACCCUGUCACAGAACUUGAGCCCUCUGGUGGCCCUUUAGUCAUCACUGAGAAUAAAAUGGAGGAUCUCACUGACGACAUCUCUACAUCUUCAGGUGGUUACCUGCCUCAUCCCUCACCUGCCUCACCAUCCCUCCCAGUCUACUAUCCAGUGAUCCCCAAUGAUUCAGACGACCGCAUCAAGGCCCUGGAGAUGGAUGUGUCGCUCAAUGGACGCUACCUGGAGCUGCUAAGUCAGUGGUACCGUAAGCAGAUGGCGGAGAUAGAGGAAGCUUUCAAAAACACCUCAAGAGUUGCAAAGGAACAGGACCUGCGUCAGAUUGAGUCCAUUCAGUUGCUGCAGGGCCUUCUGGAGAAUGUGACUAAGCUGGUUCUCAACCUGUCAGACAGAGUGAGCCAGCUGGAGAAUGAGGUGUCUGACAGGCAGAACUACCUGCUGCUGUUUCUGGCGCUGUGUGUGUGGCUCGGCCUGUUGCUGUGUGCAAACCACUGCUGCAUCUCCACGAUUCCCCCAGCCACAGAACCAGAGGCUCCCAUACCCAAGAGCAACACCUACUGCAGCCCUGAAAGGCAGUUAUCUUCUGGUGAUGAGACGGGCUUGAGGAGGAGGACGUUUGGAGUGAACGUUGCCCUCUCAGGUCCUGUCUGACAGAAGAGAAGAGACGAACUUACAAAGCCUCCACUUCUCCUCACUCACUGCAAAAGUCUUUCUUAAAGAGCAUGAAUGUUCAUUUCUGUAGCCACAGGAAGCCUUAAGCUCCACGAUGAGACUGUCCCUUCACUCUCACUGUUCACUUUUGU
Limanda limanda (common dab) is the source of this 2477-nucleotide messenger RNA. Its product is annotated as SUN domain-containing ossification factor-like. The transcript is spliced from 22 exons. Gene Ontology annotation, cellular component: membrane; cytoplasm. Gene Ontology annotation, biological process: regulation of bone remodeling; protein folding in endoplasmic reticulum. Lineage: Eukaryota; Metazoa; Chordata; Actinopteri; Pleuronectiformes; Pleuronectidae. The record is from RefSeq and is a predicted model, not a curated record.